Molecule: messenger RNA, 3004 nt
Organism: Eurytemora carolleeae
Lineage: Eukaryota; Metazoa; Arthropoda; Copepoda; Calanoida; Temoridae
Exons: 30
Coding region: 13-2913 (966 amino acids)
Biological process (GO): regulation of transcription by RNA polymerase II
Cellular component (GO): nucleus
Molecular function (GO): DNA-binding transcription factor activity, RNA polymerase II-specific; zinc ion binding; RNA polymerase II transcription regulatory region sequence-specific DNA binding
Source: RefSeq, a predicted model, not a curated record
AAGUAUUUAUCAAUGACAUUUUUCAGUAUGGAAAUGGAUGAAACAUGUUGCCACAUGAAGCCCUACCUUCAAACAGCCUGUAAAGGCGAAAUAUCACGAUUACUGGACCUGGAUCAUGCCCCAGCAGAUCCUAAUAGGUACACACUACAGACCAGUUAUGUAAUAUUAUCAAGGGUUUCAGUCAACUACCUCUCUCCUAAUACUGACUUUACAGACUGGAGUAUAUGUGAGAGACAUAUUAGAGAACUACUGCAUGAUUGGAAGAGCCAACAUACUUGCUGUCAUUAUGGCCACAGGUUUGACACUGCAAACUGCACUGUCAUGUGCACUGUUACCUAUGCCAUGUCCAAAACUAUACUAAAGCACGACUCCAUAGUGCUUCCAAUAGGUGGAAAUAUCUGUAUGGAUUGUAAGUAUGAAUAUCAGCAGCGGUUAAUACCAAGGCUUAACAGUAUAAUUCACAACAGGAAUGAUAUUGCUGACAUCUCUAUUGUUGAUGAUAUAGCUGAGCCUACUGACACCAUUGAUCAGAACGAAGAAUAUUGUAAAGACAACAAUAUCUUGGAACCAAUAGUCAAAAUGGAAGCUGAGGAAGAUAUAAAGAAUAUACUAGUCCCGGAGCAGAGAGGAAAAAUCUUUAAAGUUUCUACUGGUCUCAGAAAAGACUCAAAUAAAUCCACAGUCGGGCCGGUUAGAGUACCGGUACAAGUUAAAGCGCCUGUACGGCCCGUACAGGUCAAAAAGAUUACUGCUAAACCUGGAACUAAUCAUAUCAUUCAGUCGGUGGGUCAAGGAAAACCGGUUUUGGUGAAAGUUUAUAAACAGACUGUAAAACCUGUUUCUACACCAUCCAAACUUCUAGUUUCGAGUGAAGUAUUAAAUAACAUGAAAACUAUUUUUUCAGUAGCUAAACCAGGUAUUAGUGUACUGAAACCAGUUCUUCCAAAAUUGAAGGAUCCUUUAUCUAUUGACCGGGCUGACCAGGCUGACCAGCCUUCAGGGUUGAAAUUAAUAAAAUUGGCAAACUUAUCAGUUGCUGGAAGUGAUAAUGUUUGUGUAAAAGAAGAGGAUGAGGUUGUGGAUGAGGUUGAAGAGGCUGAAGGAGGAGAUCUAGAGGACGAGAUAUUUAAGAAGAUGACGAUGUCCUACCAUGGGAUUAGUAAACAAGAAGAUAAGGGGAAGAAAGUGGGCGAAGACGACUUUAAAUAUUUUUGUCAGCUGUGUCAUAUUGGGUUCCUCAAGGAUAGUUCAUACAGACACCACAUGUCCAACUAUCUUGAGAUACAUAAGGAGAUGCAGAACAAAGUAGGAGAGAAACGAAGCUGUGAAGAGUGCUCUGAGGAAUUUCAAGAUGAUCGAGAAUACAGACAACACCUUCACACUUCACAUAGUGAAAAUGAAUACUUCUUUUGUGAUCUGUGCAAUGUUGUGUUGAAAAAUGAAGCUGCGUAUAAAUCUCAUCAUUCAAAGCUACAUUUAGAGAGGAGGAAGAAGGUUUGGUACUGCAGGGAGUGUGGUCAAGUUUAUCAAUGUAAAUACGAACAUCAGGAACAUAUCAGAGAGCACAGGAGUAGUGAGGAUGGGUUCCAGUGUACUGCAUGCGGAAAGGUGUUUACAUCCAACAACCAGCAUAUUUAUCUCAAACAUAUGGAGACUCAUGACGAGGAUAAUAUGGAUCCGUGUGAUUGCACAAACUGUAGUCUCGAGGUUGAAACUGAUUCUAAGAAGGAUAUUCUACCAGCCUCAAGGAAACGAGGACACUCUCCUGAUCAACAGGAUAAUAAAGAACAUGUUAAAAAGGGUUUGUGGGAUACUGCAGGUGUAGAGGAUGAGGACCAUCUUGUUCUAGACGAGGAGGAGGAGGUUGAGGAUAAUUCAGAGGAUGAUAUGAGUAUAUCUGUAAAGUGUGGUGUUUGUGGAAGGGAGUUUAACAACACAGAGGAUCUGUCAAAUCAUGUUAUCAACGAGCACUCGAAGAAGUCUGUUGAGAAGGUGCCAGCAGCUAAGGCUCAAGCUCAAAAGGAAAAGGAAGUUCUUUGGACUUGUUCUAAUUGUGGUGGACCUUACAAGCUUUACAGAUCUCUCAGAUUGCACCGGUUGAGACAAGAAUGUAUGAUUCAAAUUCAAGUAACUCCGGCUAAAACGUUACCCGCGAAGGAAGCUGAGCCUGAAGAUCCCAAGGAAGACGAUAUUCUGAAGAAGACGACAACUACCAGGGACAGUGGUGUUAUCCGUCCUCCUAAAAUAGGAGAUCUACUCUCUAUUAUGAAAGCCAAGUUUUCUGAUUAUGUUCCUGGGGAGGAGGAGGAUGAGGAGGAUGAAGAGGAAGAGAUGGAACAACUCAUGACGAAGAAAAAUAAGAAAAGUAUAUCCAAGCAGCCGAGAUUACUAUCUGAAAGCUCACGAGCUACAAGACGAAGGCUGGAAUAUCUAACCAAGGUUGCCCAGGAAAUGAUGAAGAAGAGAGAGAAGAAGAGACAGGAAAGAAUGCAGAAGGAGAAGGAGAAGAAGGAGGCUGGGGAGGAGGACAGUAAAGGGAAGGACGAUGAUUCAGAGGACGAAGGAUUGAAACUGAGUUCCAAGGAUGAUUUGUUGAUUCCACUCCCGAACAACUGGGUCUGCGAGAAGAUACGCGACGGUAGCGCUCCUAGCGGAUAUAUUACAAUCUACUGGUCACCACAGGGGGAUAGGUUUACUACACUGGAGGAUAUAGAAGAGUAUGCUACUGAGAAUGAUCUUGAAAUAGAUAUGGAUGUAUUCAGAGAAACUAGUAUUCAUGAACAACAAACAGAGGAAACUCUUCAGAAGGCUAAAAGAGUCCGUAUACGUGAUGAAGAAACCGGUUUACCGUUAGUCAUCAUAUUCACAGAGAAACAUAAUUCAAUAACUAUGGAUGUUCAAGCCACCGUUUAAACCUACAAAUAUCUGUAAAUACUGCAAUGUCGUAUCAUUUGUCAAGCAUAAGAAAUUUUGAAAAUAAAUAUUUAAAUCGUGGAAUUUGAAA